Messenger RNA from Eimeria maxima, 666 nucleotides. Its product is annotated as hydroxyacylglutathione hydrolase, putative. The transcript has 8 exons. The record is from RefSeq and is a predicted model, not a curated record. Gene Ontology annotation, molecular function: hydroxyacylglutathione hydrolase activity. Lineage: Eukaryota; Apicomplexa; Conoidasida; Eucoccidiorida; Eimeriidae. The annotation marks the transcript as partial.
AUGGCUUGCGCCGAGGUUGUCCCUGUUCCGACGUUGUCGGACAAUUACGCCUAUUUGCUAAUUGAUAAGAAGACAAAAACCGCGGCGUGUGUAGACCCUGCUGAGCCAGAGAAGGUCGUAGCUGCGGCGAAGGAACAUGGCGUUACUUUGGAGACUUGCUUGUGCACCCACAGGCACUUCGACCAUUCAGGUGGCAAUGAAAAAAUCAAGAAGUUGGUCCCCGGAAUCGAGGUUGUGGGCUCGGCGUAUGAGGAGACACCAGGAAGGACGAGGGCCGUCACUGACGGCGAGACGUUUAGACUAGGUGACCUGCUGGUAAAAGUGCUGCAUGCGCCCUGUCACACUAGCGGGCACGUGCUAUACUAUGUGGAGAGCCGCUCCGAUAUGAACGCGAAGCCCAUUAUCUUCACAGGAGACACUCUUUUCCUCGCUGGCUGUGGCCGUUUCUUUGAAGGGGACGCGCAACAGAUGCAUCGGGCAUUGAUCAAGACCAUUGGCUCCCUUCCUGCGGAGACACUGGUCUACUGCGGCCACGAAUACACAGUGACCAACCUCAAGUUCGCUGCCAGCGUUGAGCCCAACAACAUCGCGCUGCAGAGCAAAUUGGAAUGGGCCAAGAAGCAGGAGAGUGCGGGGAAACCCACUGUCCCUUCUUCCAUCGGAGAG